Molecule: messenger RNA, 970 nt
Organism: Diospyros lotus (date-plum)
Lineage: Eukaryota; Viridiplantae; Streptophyta; Magnoliopsida; Ericales; Ebenaceae
Exons: 6
Coding region: 354-731 (125 amino acids)
Cellular component (GO): nucleus; cytoplasm
Source: RefSeq, a predicted model, not a curated record
GGUUUGCAUAAAUAAAAGAUAUUCAAAGGCAGCAGUAAGUAUCUGGUUCUGUUGUCCCUUCGUUUUCCAUUCAUUUUCAUUCUUGGAAUUUUAUUUCCUUUUCGUUUCAGUUUCAGUUUCCGUUGUGAUAACAACAAUUAAAUGAUUUUUAUCACAACAAAAGGGGUUUUCUGGACAUUAUCAGUUCAUCUCUCUCUCUCGCGCGCGCGCGCGCUCGCUCUCUCCGUGCACAAUCAAUCACAUGAAGAAGAAUUAUUAUCCAAAUAAUCAGUCGACUAUUCCGCAUUGCUGCAGCAACCUAUUGUAAUCUACGUUUACCCGUAUAUAUAUAUGUGUGUGUGUGUGUGUGUUUGAUGGAAGGCAAUGAGGAGACGAGUUCAUCCUACAAGGACUAUUACAAAAUUUUGGAGGUGGAUUAUGAUGCAACCGAUGAGCAGAUCAGAUUGAAUUACAGGAAACUUGCACUGAAGUGGCAUCCUGACAAACACAAGGGUGACAAUGCUGUCACCGAGAAAUUUCAACAGAUCAAUGAGGCAUACACUGUGUUAAGUGAUCCUGACAAGCGUCUUGACUAUGACCUAACUGGAUAUUUUGAGAUUGAUAAAUACACUUUGCGGGAGUAUCUGACAAGGUUUAAAGGGAUGAUACUUACCUGUAAUGGGCUUGGUAUGAGCCACUCAUCAAUAUGCUCACAGCAACUGAUGGAAUCUACUGAACGUCCUGAGAAAUAAGGUCCAGAUAACUUAUCCCUUUUAUAUUUAGUCCCCUUGCCCAUUAUUUGACUAGUUACAUGUUCAUGGGUAAUGAUGGAUGUAAAAAGCUCUAUUAUAUUGUGUCUGAGCAACAGGGUUUUGUCAAAAUGCUUCUGUAUGGGUACAUAUCACAUGUUAAAUAUCAGAAGACAUGUUCCAAAUUUUAUGACCAGUGCUGAUCCCAAUUCCCUGAUCCACAUGAGUGGUGACUUCUUUAA